ACUUUGUUAUUCUCAAAGCGCGGAAUCUUUUUAGUACCGGAGACCAGAUGUAUAGUAGGCCACCUUCAGGGGAUUUGGAAUGAUCAGGGCGGUGUGGGCCGAGGAUCGUGAUGUGGAUGUUGGGCUGCGCGGUGAGAGGAGUAGUUCGCGUGUGUAUCGUUCACUGGAUGUCUACUUGGGCAGCAGUUCGGGCAGUGGAGAACACGCAGCUUGGCUUCUGGGCGUCGCUAAAUAUGUUGAUCGUGAACUCGGCGAUGCAGUCGAACCCUCGUUGGCGUGUCAUGCAGACUAGGCUAUUGUGGCUUGCGCUCAUGGUUACUCCUUGGUUUGGUUAUCACAGGAAUACGAUAAUGCGUGUACGUCACUAACACUGAAGUUAGGCACCUGCAUUUGGCUGACCGGAUUGCCAGGCUAUUGGAACAGAGUUAGAGGCGUAUGUAGCGUUGAGCCAGUUGAUGGGCGUAGGGCUAUUGUCUGGAUAGAGUCGUGGCGGGGCGCGU
This is a messenger RNA of Alternaria rosae, 500 nucleotides long. RefSeq lists its product as uncharacterized. The record is from RefSeq and is a predicted model, not a curated record. Lineage: Eukaryota; Fungi; Ascomycota; Dothideomycetes; Pleosporales; Pleosporaceae. The transcript has a single exon. The coding region runs from base 111 to 368 and encodes 85 amino acids.